UACGUCAUCUGCCGGGUUCCGCUCCUUUUGUUGCCAUGUCAACGACUUUGUUUCUCUCCAUACGGAGGAAAAAAGUGCACGCUUAAGCGAAAAAAGUACAAGUUUAAGCUUUUAAGUUUGACCAAAAGUGUUGGAGUGUGGCGGCAGACGCCUGUCGUCCGCGCGGGGGAACAGGCGCGCGCCAAACGAGGAAAAACACUCCGUAGUUUCUUUUUGAUGCAGCUCCUUUGGUACCCACAGAAUGAACGACAUAACCGUCCUGGAGCGUUUGCAGACCUUGCAGAUCUACCGGCUGUUGCAGCAUGUUCGCAGCGGAAAUAAGGAUGAGAUUGAGAAGAUGCUAAAGCUCGGGGUUACAAACCUCAUCAACCUAAGAGACCCGCAAGGUGGCUUAGUGUCACUUCACCUGGCAACUUCAGCCAAUAAUCUGGACCUGGUCGACUUCCUCCUGUCUCGAGGAGCACAUCCGGACGUCCAGGAUAAGGGUGGCCAUACAUCUGUUAUGUUAGCAGCCAAGCUGGGAAGUGAUGACAUCGUCACUCGGCUGACCCAGAGCCAAGCUGACAUGAGGAUUGUGGAUUCUGCUGGCAAAGGAGUGCUGUUCUACUGCAUCUCCCCCAAAAAAUCCCACGCCCGGUGCCUGCGGGUGGCGCUGGAGAACCGGGCAGAUGUCAACAACAUCUCCUCAGAGGGAGUUCAUGUCUUCCAGCUCAUGUGUGAAAAGGCCCUCGUGUGCACCCCCUUGUGUCUUAUGAUGGUAGAUGGAGGUGCAGAUCCAAACGCCAAAAAUGAGAAAACUGGAGUCACAGCUCUAAUGGAGGCAGUUAAAGCUGGAUCCCUGCAGCUUGUGAGAGCCAUCCUCAAGAGAGGAGGGAACCCAGACGUCUUGGACAAAAGCCGCUGUACUGCCAUGCACUAUGCUGCCAUGGGGGGCUUUUUUGAGGUGAUUCGGGCACUGUCUGCAUACUCUGCACCCAUGAAUGUGAUUGAUCUGGACGCCUGCACACCACUGCACCAUGCUGCCGCCUCAGGCAAUGCUGACUGCUGCAGGUUCUUGGCACAGAGAGGUUGCAACCCAAAGCUGAAGAACCUGAAAGGUUUGACGCCCAGCCAGAUAGCCAAAGAGCGUGGUUACAAAGCUGCAGUGCAGGAGCUGAAAAAGGCAGAGAGACAACAGGGGAAUGACAAAGCAUCUAAAGGAGGGCGGGCCCCGUUUGAACUCUGGGCCCUGACCCUAUACGACUGGUCUCACGAGUACGAGGCGGAACUACGGCAAGCUUUUGGGGCCGAAACGGUAAACCUGCGCACCUUCAUUUCUGUGCUAACAACUCUAAAGGCUCCAGUUGGUCCCGACAACCUCCACACAGUCAUCUCGGCGCACGACAAAAAAAAAGAGGGGCUCAUCAACGUCGCGGACUUCCUCAAAGGCGUCAACUAUCUCAAAAAAGAGGCCCUCUUCCUAUCACCAAAAAAGGGCAAGGACGAGAAGGGAGGGAAGAAGAAGGGGAAGUUUAACCCCCCCUUCCCCAUCUGUGUCCUCCCACUGGAGAAGAUGCCCCGGCGACCCAACGGGGGCCCUCCCCUUUUCAUGAUCGAGAAAUACAAAAGCCGCUGGGACAUCUGUCGGUUUGACAGCAAACACCCACCAGAGCAUCCCAUCAUGAACGACUCGGAGUGGUACCUGGACAAACCCGACACAGAGUACGUCAACAUCAACUACUGCGUGGAAAGUGGCGAUCUGGAGUCUCUGGACCUCGCCUUCAGUAAGGGAGUACCUGUGGAUGUUCAGGAUACGUGUUACAAGACUCCCCUGAUAACGGCCUGCGACAGCGGCAGCUUGGAGAUGGUUCAGUAUCUCCUGAACCGGGGGGCUGACGUCAACAAAUGUGACCAGUUCUUCUGGACGCCCAUCCACCAUGCAGCUCAUGCGGGACACGUGGAGAUCGUUGAGCUGCUGGUAAAAGCUGGAGCCGACGUCGACGCCCAGUCCCUUAGCGGGGCCACGCCCCUCAUGAGGGCCAUCGAGACCGGCCAGUCCUCAUGUGUGCACUUCCUUGUCAAGGCAGGAGCCAACGUUUACUUGGAAAACAGGAAAGGUCAAAACUGUCUUCGUGUCGCUCAGGGUUUUGCAAACUCCACCAUCGUUGACAUAGUAAAAGCCGGGAUGAAAUCUCUGCCGAAGUCCAGUGACGGCAUGAAAGGCUCAGGGGUCAAAUCCCAAAAGCCUGUCAAAAAGAAGGCCGUCGCUCCAGAACACGCAGAGACAGUGACAACAAUGUCAGGGAGCAAAAUUCUGCAGAUGGAUUCAAAGAGCGUCGUUCUCCAGAACGCUCGGAUCAAGAGCAAGGAGGCAAACCCCGUGGACAUCACUUUUCAACCAAAUACAGUUUGGGGAGAGCCCCCCACCACCAGCCAGCUCCUGUCAAACAUCCAGAGAAGAAGGAAAUCUGUCACUGUUGACGUGGACUUGGAGGACAUUUUGAUGCCUUACGGUCAGAGCAUCCACAGGAAGAUUGUGGAGCUGUCAAAAAUGAAAGACCUUGUCGUCUUGCACUGACCUCAAAAACAGAUGCUGGACUUAAAAAGUUUUCAUAUAAUUUACUCUUCUUGCAAUCAUGUUUAGAUUUCAUCAUGUAGCAUACAAAAUUCCCCUUUUUGUCUACAGGUAAUCUCAAAAGCCAAUAAAAAAGUUGUACUUUUUA
Messenger RNA from Oryzias melastigma (Indian medaka), 2702 nucleotides. It is a transcript of the gene ankef1a, whose product is annotated as ankyrin repeat and EF-hand domain containing 1a. The transcript is spliced from 11 exons. NCBI's taxonomy places the organism in Eukaryota, Metazoa, Chordata, Actinopteri, Beloniformes, Adrianichthyidae. The record is from RefSeq and is a predicted model, not a curated record. The coding region runs from base 242 to 2557 and encodes 771 amino acids. Gene Ontology annotation, molecular function: protein binding.